Argiope bruennichi is the source of this 3153-nucleotide messenger RNA. RefSeq names its product gastrula zinc finger protein XlCGF57.1-like. The coding region runs from base 766 to 2220 and encodes 484 amino acids. Gene Ontology annotation, biological process: regulation of transcription by RNA polymerase II. Gene Ontology annotation, molecular function: RNA polymerase II cis-regulatory region sequence-specific DNA binding; DNA-binding transcription factor activity. The record is from RefSeq and is a predicted model, not a curated record. Lineage: Eukaryota; Metazoa; Arthropoda; Arachnida; Araneae; Araneidae. The transcript is spliced from 3 exons.
AGUAUGCAACUCAACACAAAAAAACAUUAAAAGAUAAAUCUCAACAUGAUGUUUUUGAGAACUAUUAUUAGGAUGCUUGUUGAGGUUGCGUUGUUGGCGCCAAACUCAAGGGACAACCCAAACUAGAUUUCAAUCAAGAAUUACUUUCUUUCAAAUCUGUUGCGCAUUGAUGCAUUACUGAAAAGAUAGCAUUUAAAAACUGUAUAUGAAAGAAGAAUCCACCUUAUCAUUUGUUGAGUUCCAAGAUUGUGUUGCAAGAACCUAAUGACAUGCUAAUAAGAAAAGCCAAUAAAUCAUCACAUCUUUCGGAAUAAAAGUGGCAACAACAACAAAAGCUUGACUUUUCAAAGACCCACAAUCCCAACUUCAACAUACAAAAUAUACAUCCCGAUGGAAUCGAGAACAAUGAAAUAAUAAAUUCCCCAACACAUGUGUUUAGAAAUAUUUAAUCACGCUAUAAUUGUGAUUAUUUAUUAGUUUAUAUGUGUGAGUAUUUUUACUCACAUACAAAAAAGAGAAAUUUUAUUCUUAUGACCCAGGUUAUAAAAUAUUCUACCAAAAAUUAUAUUCAAAGUUUUUCCUUUUGAUUCAUCUAAAGAAAAAAACUUCAUUUUUGCCACAUAUGGACAGAGGCAUUUAAAUUAUAUUUGUCGUGAAAAUUUUACUGGCAAACUGGAAUUAAAGAGACGUCUCAUGCUCCUGAUAUGCAGAAAGAAGUGUUUUAAAAACGGCAUUUUCUCAUUGACCACUUAGUAGAGAAACCAUAUGCUUUCAAAUUUUGUGAUAUUUUCUCAGCUUCCGAAUUUAAAGAAACGAUUACUGGUGCAUACUAAACAGAAACCACAUACGUGUGACAUUUGUAAUAAAGCAUUUUUCCCCCAACGCUUGCAACUUUUGCGUAACAAAGUCUUUUCUAUGAUUUCCAAUUUCGAAAGACAUUUACGGGCGCUUACACAAGAGAAAAUGUUUAAAUGCGAGUUUUGCAAGGAAACCUUUUCACAAAACAGUAAUUUAAAGGUACAUUUACGUCUGCAUACGGGUGAAAAACCGUAUGCUUGUGAAUUUUGUAAUAAACUAUUUUCGGCGAAGGGGAAUUUUAAAAGACAUUUAUUGAUACAUACACUAGAGAAACAGUUUACCUGCGAGUUUUGCAAUAAAGCCUUUUCCGAAAACAGGCAAUUAAAAGUACAUUUACGUACGCAUACUGGAGAGAAACCGUAUGCAUGUGAAUUUUGUAACAUACCCUUUUCACAUAAGUUUAGUUUGAAAAGACAUUUGCGUACACAUACGGGAGAGAAACCGUAUGUAUGUGAAUUUUGUAACAAAUCCUUUUUGGAUAAGGUGUGUUGGAAAAGACAUUUACUGACGCAUUCACAAGAGAAACUGUUUACAUGUGAGUUUUGCAGUAAAGCCUUUUCCCACGACGGCAGUUUAAAAGUACAUUUACGUACACAUAAUGGAGAAAAACCGUUUACAUGUGAAUUUUGUAACAAACCCUUUUCGAUUAAGGGGAGUUUAAAAAAACAUUUACGUACGCAUACGGGAGAGAAACCGUAUGCAUGUGAAUUUUGUAACAAACCCUUUUCGGUUAAGGGGAGUUUGAAAAGACAUUUACGGACGCAUACACAAGAGAAACUUUUUACAUGCGAAUUUUGCAAUAAAGCCUUUUCCCAGAACGGUAAUUUAAAAGUACAUUUACGUACGCAUACGGGUGACAAACCGUAUGCAUGUGAAUUUUGUAACAAACCCUUUUCGGAUAAGGAUGGUUACAAAAAACAUUUACGUACGCAUACUGGAGAGAAACCGUAUGCGUGUGAAUUUUGUGACAAACCCUUUUCGGUUAAGGGGAGUUUGAAAAGACAUUUGCGUACGCAUACGGGAGAGAAACCGUAUGUAUGUGAAUAUUGUAACAAACCCUUUUCGGAUAAGGUGUGUUGGAAAAGUCAUUUUCUGACGCAUACACAAGAGAAACUUUUUACAUGCGAGUUUUGCAAUAAAGCCUUUUCCCAUAACGGUAAUUUUAAAGUACAUUUACGUACGCAUACGGGUGACAAACCGUAUGCAUGUGAAAUUUGUAACAAACCCUUUUCGGAUAAGGAUGGUUGCAAAAAACAUUUACGUACGCAUACUGGAGAGAAACCGUAUGGAUGUGAAUUUUGUAACAAGUCCUUUUCGGUUAAGGGCAAUUUAAACAGACAUUUACGAACGCAUACUAGAUAAAAAAAACCGCAUGAGACUUCUGCAAUAUAAGAUACUCUCUUUCCAUUUCUUUGAAGAUACAUUUGCCAAAGCAUAUCAUAGAAAAUGAAUUACAUAACUCUGAUAUUCAAUAAAGCGCUGGUUAAUAGAAAAGCUUCGCCUCAUCUUAAAGAAAGACUUUAAAUAACUAUGUUGUAGUAAGUUACAGUUUUAUAAAACGAGGACCAUAAAGGCUUAUUAUUUUAAUCGUUAAGUUGAAAUAAUCUCUUCUGAAAUUCUAUUUUGUAUUGCAAAAUGCAUAAUGCAUAUUCAUUGUUAUUAUACGAGGUAAUUCUUAUACUUAAAUUUAUAUUCCAACUUAGCAGGGCUUUUGAAGAAAACAAAACAACUUUUAAACUUAUUGUUCAACCGAAAUUACAAAUAGCAGUUGAAAAUUUAAACGAAAGAGUUAUAAAUGUUCUUUAGAAGCACCUCAUAAACUACAGACAAUAUCAAAGCGAUAUGAUAACUCAUUCCAUACCCUUUCAGUUUCUCAAAUAUUAUACUUUGAAACCCUGCAGCUAUUCAUGUUUGAAGUUUAUGAACAUCAGUAGAUUGUUUUGGAAUCAACAAUUGCAGUUUGUUGUAGCCUCGGAUUAGUUUAUUAAGUGAUUUGUGAUUAGUUUAAGUUUCAAGUGAUUAGUUUAUUUGUGAAUGUCUUUUAUACACAUGAAUCAAAAUGUUUCCAUUAAAAAUUUUUGUUAUAUUAAAAAGUAUUUUAAAUUAAAAUACUUUUGUUUUACUUUUGUGUGUGCCUAUAACUUGUGUAAGUUUUCUUCUGUGUCAUUUUGUGCCUUGUUUGAUUUUCAAAUUUGUGAUUUAUUAUUAGAAAUAUGAAAUCUAAUAUGCUGAAAUAUGACUUUGUACAGAAUUCUUUCAAUUAUGAAAUUUAUAUAAUAUGGUUUCCCGCUACAA